UUGGAUGGACAAACUCUUCGGGACUCAAACGAAUGUGCCAGAUUCGGCUGCUCCGUCUCGACGUCUGCAGACUGGACACUCGGGCAGAAGCUUCAUUUACAGACUGUAAGAUCUGGAGCCGACAUGUUUCUUCCUGUUCAGUCGAGCUCUUCUGCAUCUCCGGACGUCAACAUGUGUGGCACUGAAUGUUCAGAUUGA
Molecule: messenger RNA, 198 nt
Organism: Protopolystoma xenopodis
Lineage: Eukaryota; Metazoa; Platyhelminthes; Monogenea; Polystomatidea; Polystomatidae
Source: the annotation of a GenBank genome assembly